AUGGAGACCGUCUGGGAAGCCCUGGUGCGCUGUGAGCGCCGCUGGCUGUGGGCGUUCGUUGUGGUCUGCCUUCUCCCAACUGUAACAGUCGCUCUGGACAUAGAAGUAAUCUCCGCCUGGCCUUCAGCUAACCUGUACUACCUGGAGACCCUGACCCUGACGUGUUACGGCGGAGGGGACCCCGCGCCGACCUACACCUGGACGCUGGACUCGGGCCCGGUACCGGCGCGAGUCGUGGUGGACACGAGCGCCGGCACGCUGACCCUGGCGAACGCCACGGACGCCGACGGCGGGGUGUACACCUGCACGGCCGACAACGGCGUCGGCAACGCCGCCACGCUGAACGUCACCGUGGUGGGCUGUCCUGACACUUCUACCUGCCCAGACAGUAACUCUAACUGCCCCUUCCUGGCGAGCAUUGGAGAGUGUGAUAACAACCCGGGCUACAUGCUCCCUAACUGUCCACUCAGCUGUGGUGUAUGCUUCCCAAACCUAGGUGCUCAUUGCACCAACACCCGCCGUGGUCGCUCCUGGGACACAUGGGAAUGCUAUGACGUCACGACUAUCCCGGCUGACGUUCAGAGCGAGCUUAAUCUGGACACGUCAUUCUACCAGAAAUAUCUCCAAGCCUACGGCAUCCCCAUCCUUGGCUCUUCCAUCCUACCGGAUGACGCCCUCCGGAGGGCGUGUUACGAUGUGCUGUUCCUGUUAGCGGACAGAAAGGACGUUCGAGACUCAUACUAUAACUACUAUGGCAGGGCCGCCAUCAUGGACGAUACUGAGGUGACGCUGGAUAUUCCUGAGCAUUCAGACCUUGAUUCAUCGUUCAACACGCGGGCCAGAGGCCUGGGGGGCACCGUCUCCAGACCCGUGUCCACCGGGGCCGAGGAAAACGUGCUCUGCUUCAGCAAUGACUCGUACCGUGUUGAAGACAUCUUCAUCCACGAGUUUGCCCACGGACUGGACAUCCUUGGCGCCCGGAAGGUCAUCAGUGAUUUCGAAACCCGCCUGCAGGCUGCUUACGACGAUGCCCUGUCCAGUGGACUGUGGGCAAACACUUACGCUGACGACACCAGGGACGAAUACUGGGCGGAGGGUGUGCAGAGCUUCUUUAACGUGAACCACGAGAGUAAUCCGCCCGACGGGAUCCACAACCACGUCAACACGCGCACGGAGCUGCAGACGCACGACCCUGACCUCUACGCCAUCAUAGAGGACGUAUUCCCCUGCGGAAACUUCCCGGUCAAGCGCUGUGUCAGGGACUAUGAAAGCUAUACACUGAAGAUGGACUGCUUCUCUGAGAACUACCAGAGGGCCACUGUGGUGGGGAACGCCGUCUGGGGCGAGACUUCCACAAGCACUGCUGCCUCACAAGGUACGACACCGACACCAGCUGUAAGCACACCGACAGUAAGCCAGACGCCUACUGUAAGCACACCGACACACACCGACAGUAAGCCAGGCGCCUGCUGUAAGCACACCGACAGUAAGCCAGACGCCUGCUGUAAGCACACCGACAGUAAGCCAGACGCCUGCUGUAAGCACACCGACAGUAAGCCAGACUCCUGCUGUAACCCCACCGACAGUAAGCCAGACGUCUGCUGUAAGCACACUGACUAUAAGCCAGACGCCUGCUGUAAGCACACCGACAGUAAGCCAGACGCCUGCUGUAAGCACACCGACAGUAAGCCAGACGCCUGCUGUAACCCCACCGAGUGUGAGCCGACUGACAACACGUACAGCAAGCACCGCUCCACAGGCCACAGGUUUCAGUCUCGUUUGUUUUUAUAG
This is a messenger RNA of Branchiostoma belcheri (Belcher's lancelet), 1791 nucleotides long. RefSeq lists its product as uncharacterized. NCBI's taxonomy places the organism in Eukaryota, Metazoa, Chordata, Leptocardii, Amphioxiformes, Branchiostomatidae. Gene Ontology annotation, molecular function: metallopeptidase activity. The record is from RefSeq and is a predicted model, not a curated record. The transcript is spliced from 11 exons. Bases 1 to 1791 code for a protein of 596 amino acids.